This is a messenger RNA of Naegleria fowleri, 2565 nucleotides long. RefSeq lists its product as uncharacterized. The record is from RefSeq and is a predicted model, not a curated record. Bases 1 to 2565 code for a protein of 854 amino acids. The transcript has a single exon. Lineage: Eukaryota; Heterolobosea; Eutetramitea; Acrasida; Naegleriidae.
AUGUUAUUCACUCAAAGCAAAAACGCAACAGCCUCGCAUCAUUCAAUGAUGACGACAUCAAGUGACAUUAAUCCGAGAUCCAAAAUAUCUAUGAUCACACCAACAAGACCCUCCUCGAAGACCGAUCUAUCUUCUUCCAAUACUCUGACUAACUCUUCCAAUACUUCGUUACUCACUCUCACAACAACAAUCUCAUUCGACUCAAAGACAAGUGUCGUUUCAAACCCGCCACAAAAGCCUUCAAAACUUCCUCCCUUACAACUCUCGCAAAUUCACUCGAACUCUUCCUCAUCCACAAACUCCAUAACGGCAACAGCAUCAUCUUUUGAAAACACCACCAUCAAUGAACCACCACCACCCUCCACUCCACGUGUGAUCAACAUUGACAAGUACUUUUCCUUAUCUCAGUACAUUCACGACCAAGAAGCCUCCCAAGUCUUUCAUCAAUUUCUGAAAAAGAAACGCAACGAAGAAAGUUUGGAAUUCCUCUUGGAAUUAAAUGAAUUGAAAAAGAUCCCACCUUCUCACACCCAAUCCAUUGAAGAGAGUUUGCAACGGAUUCGAAAGCAAUACCUCGUGAGUGGAGCUGUGAGUGAAUUGAAUGUGAGUCGUGCUGCAAAAGUACAUGCCUUGGAGAGAAUCGAUCGAUAUUUAGUGCAUCAGCUAAAUUCUUCUUCAUCAAUUCCAUUGGGACAUGCCAUCAAGAUCAAUCAUAACAAUAACGCACUCUGGAAUUCCUCUCCUUCCUCAUCGCCACACUCACUCUUCAUGCUCUCUCCUUCCUCAUCGAAUCUUGAUGAUGAGAGUUUGAUGUGUAUGGAUCCAAACCAUGCUGGAAGUGGACUCAGCAGCAGCGGUUCUGGUACUCUUCUCGUCGCAAGUUCUUCUUCUUCUACUCCACCAAGGAUGACCAUGAAUCCGAGUUCCUUCUCUUCCUCCUCAUCCUCCUUGAGCUCCUCUCCAACAAUGAGUAACAUCCUGAUCUUACAAGAUCCUAACCGACCCUACCACAACAACAAUUUUGACACUACAACAUCGGCUAUUUCAUCUCAAACCUCUCGCUUGACUGAUUCUUUUUCCAUUCCAACAACAUUGGCCACCAAUUCUCUUUGGAAUGCUUCUCAUUGUUUUAAAGAACUUGAAUUGGAGGUUCGUUUGCAAUUACAAAAUGAAUCCUUUAAGGAAUUUAAAGCAUCGGAUGAGUUUGAACAUUUUGUUUUGACCAAAGUCAUUGAGCAGAGUAUGAAUCAUCAGCCUCCAGCGUAUCCCUCUUCCUACGUAGCGGAAACAGAUUCAUUAUCCUCUUCGCCCUCAUCCAGUAGUGGAAACAUGAGCUCCUCUCCAACCUCGAACAACUACUCUUCCAAUAGAAAUCCUUCCACAACAAGCAGUAGUGCUGGAUUUUUUGCAAAACUAUUCAAACGUAAAGAAGGCAAAAAUAAUUCCAAUCUUGGAGAACACUCACCGACCAACAACAUCACUCUGAUUGCGGGCUCUUAUUCACCACAAACUACUUCCUCCUCCAACACCUCUCGAAGCAGUGGGGAUUCAUGGAAUUCAGCCUUAUUCGAGGGUGGUCAACCGGUACAAGAGGAUUUGCAAUCUUUGGAAUUUAUGGAGAAUGUUCCUUUGAGAAGAUGGACCACACAACAAACCAUUGCCUUCUUUCAAUUUAAAUUGGAAUUGCCUGAAUAUACGGAUCAAAUUAAAAAGCAUGAAAUUAAGGGAAUGGAUUUACGAGUGUUGAAAAAGGAAAAUGAUCAUCGAUCCGGAAACAAUUCAUUAUUGGAAUCAACAUCCUCGAUGAACAAUAGCUCACCAAUCAUUCCAUCGUCCUCUUCCUUUUCCUCUUCUUACGCAUUAUCAUCCUCGCCAACCAAUAACCUUUCUCAACAAGAAGCGGAUGAACAUCAUCUCAUUCAGCAAAAGAAAAUCGAUCAACUCUACAAAAAGUUGAAAAUGGCCAAACUCGGACACAAGAAAAAGUUAAUGAGAGAAGUGAAUGAAGUUUUGACAAAAUAUUACAAGCAACAGCAAUUGAAUUUGCAACAAUCACAACAGCAGAGUCAACAACAAGCACAGAGAAUGUCUCCUUCUUCUUCUUCACUAUCAUCAUUAUCACCUCAAUUAACAGACCAAUACCCUCAGAGAGCAAAAAGAUCUCUUUCACAACCUCAAGAACUUGUUGCAAAAACAGGUCAUUCAGAGACUGAUUCUCUGAAUCCACAGUGCACAGUGAUCAUCAAACUGACCAUUCUUCCACUCAAUCAAAAAAGAGUCUUUACAGUGAAAAGUCACAUCACAAUGGAUCAAUUGAAACAGUGCAUUCUGAAAGAGAUUUCAGAUCUUUUAGAGAUGAGAGGCAUUGAUAAAUCCAGUUAUGGUUCCUUCUUUGAGCAUCGAUCAAUACUUUCGAAUAAGGAUGAAGUGAUUCAAUCAAACGAGGAAUUGAGAGAAUUCCUUUCUCAGAAAUUUAUGACCUCCGAGAUUCCGAGAGGUGGAAAACCAACAACACACGUCUAUCCAAUGACAAGUCCAUUUGCACACAUUAAAAUUGAGAUUUAA